CCACAUUGUCAGAGGUUGCUAAUAGUUGAGUACAACGAAAUUAUGAAGUAUACCAUUCUUGCCUUUGCCGUGUGCCUGCUUUGCGUAAAUGCAUUGGUAGUGCCCUAUCCCAGGGAGGACUCCUCGCCGGACCUGAUCGACUUGACCGAUGGCGAUGUGGCUGUGGAGGACUUCUUCUUUCUAAAUAAAAUCUACAAAGCCUUAAAGAUCGCUUUGCGCAGCAUCAAGGGACUCAAUUGCGUCCUCAAGUGGGUGGCGGGCAUCGAGGAUAGUGCCAAAUUGUUCAACAGGAAUGUGCUCCUUUGUGGCGCCACCGCCAGCAAGGAGGUGACCAAUCUGAUUAACGCCAAUUUGAAUAUUAUUAGCACCUGCAACGACAUCAUCAAUCUAAAGACGAACGUUUGCGUCCUGGCCGAGGGCGAGGAGCCCAAGAUCACCAAUAGCUGCUUCGUGAAUACCCUUCGCAAGGUGUGGUCACUGAAGAAGCAAAUCGACAAGGCCGUCAAACUGGCCAAGAAGAUCCCUCAAACCGGACCGAAGGCUGCUGUCUGUGUCAACGAUGCCGUCAACACCCUGACCACCUACUACACCGCCUUCCCCCAGAACAUGAUCACCUGCUCCCAGCUCACCUCUUAAAGGGUUCGAUUCGCACUCCCACAACCGCUUCAAGCAUGCAAUAAAAAAUCUGUGAUCAACACAA
Molecule: messenger RNA, 700 nt
Organism: Drosophila elegans
Lineage: Eukaryota; Metazoa; Arthropoda; Insecta; Diptera; Drosophilidae
Exons: 2
Coding region: 43-636 (197 amino acids)
Source: RefSeq, a predicted model, not a curated record